Plasmodium inui San Antonio 1 is the source of this 1524-nucleotide messenger RNA. RefSeq lists its product as hypothetical. The transcript has 2 exons. NCBI's taxonomy places the organism in Eukaryota, Apicomplexa, Aconoidasida, Haemosporida, Plasmodiidae. The record is from RefSeq and is a predicted model, not a curated record. Gene Ontology annotation, molecular function: protein binding. The coding region runs from base 1 to 1524 and encodes 507 amino acids.
AUGGCCCCCAGUGAAGAUGCGGUAUUUCCAGCUAAAGGGAGAAAAAGAAAUUUGCAGUGGGAUGGCGUGUUUGAUAAGCACGCACGGGUAGGGGGGGUCCCCGACGGGGUCAGCACGAGCAUGGUGGGUGUAGAGGUUGGAAGUCAGAUUGGAAAAGUGAUUGGAGGUCCCAUGGAAGCACCGAUUGACAGUCCUCCCGGAAUUGGGAGUGGGCCAGCUGCGCUACUCGCCGAGCGGCUGGUGACCCCCCAACAGAAGGCACACACAGCAGGCCGACUCCAAAGCAGCGACACCGUCUGCAAUAUCCUGUCCUUCAUGCCCUUCUCCCAAAGGUGGAGUUGCAAAUUGCUAAGUAAGUCUUUCUACAAAGCCUUUCACACGAAAUAUGCAUGGGAUCACAUAGAUGUACGCUUCCUAAAUGUCGACAUUUUUAAAGUCAAUUUUCUCAAAACAUUCAGCAACCAUUUUGUGAAUACCUCCUCCUUGUUCCUAUCGAUUAAUGAGAACACAUGUGCAGAGGCCAUCAUCAACAUGGUCGUCCAGAAUUUCCCCCGCUUGAGAGAUCUCCGUGUUUACUGUCGGAAAAAAAACAACAACUAUAUAUUUGAGGGGGUUCACCCGAUGGUCUCCAGUCUGCUAAGCGGGAAGGCGACGAUGCCGCAGAGGGAAGUGCAUAAUGGGGAGAAAUGCCCGAAGGAGGGAGACGCCACGAACGACAAACACGAGGACGCGGAUGGAACUACCCCCGGAAUGACUUCUCCGCGGGAGCGCCGUGGUAAAGGGUGCAGCCAGUCGCCGAUGGACCUCCCCGAUUGGGACUUGGAGCUCAGCGAUCUUUUUUUGUACAGUCGGUACUACGGCCAUGGGAAAGGAAAGGGUCAAAAUGGAAGGCAUGACGGCGGCGAUGAGGAAAGGCGUAACGGGGAGGACGAUGGUGAGGGGGGCGCCCAGGAGGCAGACAAUCCCCCGGACAACUUUCACACAAUUGCGGCUCGCACGCACAUAUGGAACGCGCAAAGGAUCCAUUUGCCGAACCAAUUUGAGCACCUCGAACGGCUCGUUUUGGACGUGAAACUUAGAGGAGAUGAACUUCUCCCCUUCGUCGGAAAAAUGACAAACCUAAAGGACAUAAUCCUGAGCAAACUCCUAUACACCGACAAGCUAAACAGAGCUCAGUGCAUAACCAUAUUUACAUGCUUCAUUGAGAAGAUAAAAAAAAAUAAGAUCCGAGUGCUGCAACUUGGGCUGUUCUUCACUCGCGAGUACAAACCGACUGACUAUAUGGACAAUGAGCUAUUUCGAAAAAUUGUAAAAGACAGGACGGAACUCACUUCUCAUCCAGAUAAGGAGGAGGGGGACGAGCUUAUAUACGUCCUUCACAGGAACCACUUACACUCGCUGUACUGCCUCUGGAGCAACGACCUCUUCAUCUCGUUCGACAUGUACGAGCGGAUUCGGACCUUCAGCAACCUGAAGAUAUGGAUCCUGCCCGGCUGGCGCGCGCUCUCCCUCGUGAAGCAGUGA